Molecule: messenger RNA, 705 nt
Organism: Oreochromis aureus
Lineage: Eukaryota; Metazoa; Chordata; Actinopteri; Cichliformes; Cichlidae
Exons: 3
Coding region: 1-705 (234 amino acids)
Source: RefSeq, a predicted model, not a curated record
AUGAAGGAUGGCAACGGUGGCAACAGAGAAACAGUUCAGGGGGUCGACCCAGAGGUCGCCGGCACAAAAGUUCAUAAGCCACACGGUCGGGGGGCCGACCAGGUGGGUGGCCCAGGUGACAGAGCUGGUCCGGGGGCCAGCCGUGCGGAAAGCAACGGCGGCGACGAUGUAGAAACAGUUCAGGGGGCCGACCGUGCGGACAGCUACGGCGGCGACGUGAAAACAGUUCAGGGGGCCGACCGUGCGGACGGCUACGGCGGCGACGCAGGAGAAGGAGACGACAGAGCCGGUCCGGAGGCCGGCCGUGCGGACGGCUACGGCGGCGACGCAGGAGAACGAGACGACAGAGCCGGUCCGGAGGCCGCCCACGACGGCGAUGGCGUCCGGCAAGAGGCCCAGAAGGUGGCCGACGAGGUCGAGGUGCUGGAAGCAGCUGAGGCCGAAGCAGAGGCCGCUGCAGGCGUGGAUGACGAAGGCUCGGAGGCCGCUGCAGGCGUGGAUGACGAAGGCUCGGAGGCCGCUGCAGGCGUGGAUGACGAAGGCUCGGAGGCCGCUGCAGGCGUGGAUGACGAAGGCUCGGAGGCCGCUGCAGGCGUGGAUGACGAAGGCUCGGAGGCCGCUGCAGGCGUGGAUGACGAAGGCUCGGAGGCCGCUGCAGGCGUGGAUGACGAAGGCUCGGAGGCCGCUGCAGGCGUGGAUGACUAG